AUGUCGCCAGCUAGAAACUUCCGUUGCCAACUGUUAUCGGGUCAACUACCCAGCCCGAACCCGAAAAGGAUGUCGUCCCGCAGAAGAGCUCUCCUCAAGGUUAUCAUCCUCGGCGACAGUGGGGUGGGGAAGACUUCGUUGAUGAAUCAAUAUGUGAAUAAGAAAUUUAGCAACCAAUACAAGGCUACGAUUGGGGCGGAUUUCCUGACAAAGGAGGUGCAGUUUGAGGAUCGGCUUUUCACUUUACAGAUAUGGGAUACUGCUGGACAAGAAAGAUUUCAAAGUCUUGGUGUUGCCUUUUACCGCGGUGCUGAUUGCUGUGUGCUUGUCUAUGAUGUCAAUGUGAUGAAAUCAUUUGACAAUCUUAACAAUUGGAGAGAGGAGUUCUUAAUUCAGGCUAGUCCAUCUGAUCCUGAAAAUUUUCCUUUUGUUGUGAUUGGGAACAAGGUUGAUGUGGAUGGUGGAAAUAGUAGAGUGGUGUCUGAGAAAAAAGCCAGGGCUUGGUGUGCCUCCAAAGGGAAUAUUCCAUACUUUGAGACAUCUGCUAAAGAAGGCAUCAAUGUUGAGGAAGCCUUCCAGGUUAUCGCCAAGAAUGCCUUAAAGAGUGGUGAAGAAGAGGACAUAUAUCUGCCCGACACAAUCGACGUUGGUGGCAGCAGUCAGUCGAGGUCAACUGGAUGUGAAUGUUGA
Molecule: messenger RNA, 690 nt
Organism: Striga hermonthica
Lineage: Eukaryota; Viridiplantae; Streptophyta; Magnoliopsida; Lamiales; Orobanchaceae
Source: the annotation of a GenBank genome assembly